GCUCGCGCGCAGCUUUAAAUAGCAGGUGUUUUAGGCGCCGCUCGUUUUAGCUGCUUCUCGCCUGUGACCUCUGCGCCAUGUCCGCCGCCAGCCCCGAGCCGUCCGCGCCGAUACCGACAUCACCGGGACGUGUGUUCUUUCAGACGGCACCCGGUGUGGGCUGUGUUGGCAACGGCCCGGUGCCGCGGGACGACCCUGUGCAGAAGAAGCAGGGAAAAGUCACGGUGAAGUACGAUAGGAAAGAGCUGCGGAAGAGACUCGUGCUGGAAGAGUGGAUCAUAGAGCAGCUGAGCGAGCUGUACGACUGCGAGGAAGAGGAAAUGCCUGAGGUCGAGAUCGACAUCGAUGAUCUUCUGGAGGUGAACAGCGAAGACGAGAGAGCUGUAAAAUUACAGGAAUCUCUCACAGACUGCUUUAAGCCUACUGAUGCUUUUGUACAGGAGCUCCUCAGAAGGAUAAGAGGAAUGAGGAAACUCGGUGCUCCGCAGAAGAAAAGCCUUUAAAUGCUCAGCACAUGGCAACGACAAUCCAGCUGCAGUGACUCGAAAUCCAUCAUCCAGCCCACACUCGGUUCACCCUAACCAGCUCAUCAUAGUCUGGACUGCAAAUUGCAGACAGGGCUCAAAUAUUUGCACCCAAAAUUGAUAGUUGUAGCCUUUACUUAGCACAGCCUAGCACAAACCUUAUAGGUUUUUUAAAAAGCUUAUAAUG
Tachysurus fulvidraco (yellow catfish) is the source of this 711-nucleotide messenger RNA. It is a transcript of the gene ppp1r14c, whose product is annotated as protein phosphatase 1, regulatory (inhibitor) subunit 14C. The coding region runs from base 78 to 503 and encodes 141 amino acids. Gene Ontology annotation, biological process: regulation of phosphorylation. Lineage: Eukaryota; Metazoa; Chordata; Actinopteri; Siluriformes; Bagridae. The record is from RefSeq and is a predicted model, not a curated record. Gene Ontology annotation, molecular function: protein serine/threonine phosphatase inhibitor activity. The transcript is spliced from 4 exons. Gene Ontology annotation, cellular component: cytoplasm.